CAGGAGCUGCGUUUUGGUUGCAGUGCUCUUAGCGCUUCCCUCCGUGGGGAAUCUGGGACCCCAGCUGGAUGCCCACUUGUGGCAUAGAAUCUUUAAGGCUGGAAAAGAGCUUCAAGAUCACCAACCCCAACCCAUCCCAGCAUGACACCAAACCACAUCCCUCAGUGCCACAUCUCUGUGGUUCUGGAACACCUCCAGUGAUCCCAGUGACCCCACCACUCCCAGGGCAGCAGUGCCAGUGCUCCUUGGGAGGAGAAAUUUUUCCCUGUUAUCCAACCUGAGCACCCCCUGGCACAACUCGAGGCCAUCACUCCUCUUCCUUUCAGGUGCAAGGAGCUGCUGCAGUGCUCCUGGGGGUCAGGGAUGAGGCACAGAGGUGGGUGCCCCUCUCCUCUCCAGUAGGGAUCAGGGCAAUGCUAAGUGCUUUGCAAAGGUGCCGGCUCUAAAGAAAGAAAAAAACAGUUUUUAAAUAGAAAACAGGGCAAGACCUAAGUGCUAAACUCACAGUCAGAUGUGGCUGCAUGAGGUGGAAGAGCUGUGCCACGGCUCUUCAGAGGCUGCCAGCAUGAGCCCAAGGUGACAUCAGCUCCGGAUGACACCAACCAUUGUCCCAGCUGGGACAGGGCCAGCAGCACUCACACCUCAACCCGGGAGCUGUGAGAAGGGCACUGCCCUCAUUUCUCAUGUUUUUAUUUUUUUAAAACCUUUUCUGCAGCCAGUCAGGCUUUUCUGAGACGAAGACCCCCAGCCACAAUUAUUCAUGCUAUCUGCUUGACAGAUGUACUGCUAAAACCUCACUUCUGCUGCUGUCCCAUUCAGCUGGGCCCAUCCCCAGCCUCCUCACCCCAUGCUGGUGGUGCUGCUCCAAGCACACAGAGCAUCUGCUCCCCUCUCUUCAGCAGCACCUCAAAGAGAAAUGUGGCUCCUGGUGCAGUGGGGACCACGAGUGCUACCAGCAGGGUCACCCUGCCACCACUCCUAUGUCCCUUUGCCACGAGCUGAGCAUCAGCUGUGUGCCUGGGGCAGCAGGGCGCUGGCAUGGAAAAUGCGGCUUCUGUGCAAAACUAAAAGGAGAGGCAGCUGGAGGCUGUCUGGGAGGAAAGCAGAUUGGGAGCCAUAGGGAAAUAGCUGUAGGUAACUGCCCCCACGCAGGGCAUUGCAAUGGGACACUGCUGCUGAGCCAGGGGAAAGGCCCCACAACCACAAGCCCACAAGUGAGGAAGCAAAUGGCUUAAGAGUUUUAUCUGCUCGGUUACCCAUUAUCCUAAUUAGUUUAUUAGCUGCUUCCCAGGGGGGAGGGAGGUGUGCGCUCCUGGCACCACUCCUCAGCAGUGCAGGUGGAGCAGCUCUGUGGGAAACGAGGCUUCACUCAGCCCUGCUCCUUUUGGGGAGCGAUGUGGGGCAGCUGGGGGCAGAGCACCACAAAGUAGGGGUGCAUUCAGCUCUUCCCAGGCACCCCAUUGCGUGCUGUUCCCUGUGCUGGUUGGGUUUCCCUGUGAAGCUGCAGACCGAACCACGUGCUGUGCAAACCAUGGGAGUAAAACCUCUUCCCUUCCAACACGCUCCGUUGGUACCACUGAGGCACACCUUGGCACAGCUGCAGCCAGGGAAUGUUCCCUACAGUGGCUGCUCAGCAAUUCACAUCAGAAAGGGCGUUAGCCCCAAAUUAGAAACAAAUCUCUCCUGUGUCCCUUGCAGUUAUUUAUGAGCUGAUUCAUUUCCCAACCAGGAGCAGGGCACCUCUUCCCUGGGCUGAAAAAAGAGGCAGAACCCGUGGAGAUCCCAUGCAGCAAACCCAGCAGGUUUAACCCAGGAUGUGGGGUGGGUUUGGGGACAGCCAGGCAGGAGAAGGCACUGCUAAAGGGCUGGAGGCAUACCUUGGCUAAUGGAUGGACUUUGUUUCAUUCAGGAAAAGAACUGUUUGUAUUUCCAGCACAGCUCUGGGUGUGCGGGGGAGUCGGCGACGGAGGCUCUAUGGGCAGUGAAAACACAGCUUUUUCCUCAGUGGGUUUCCUAUGCAAAGCUAACACAGUACAGACUGCCCUCAGAUAAGGGAGCAGUGAUGGCAGGGGGACCCCGAGCCCCCCGGCUUGAGGAGCUGCACCAGGGCUGCCCCAUGUCCCUGUUUGGGGCCAGGCAGUGGGGUGACACGGUGCACCCUCAGAGCUCUGCUCCCAUACUCGUGGCAUCCCCAAGUUUCACAUCUGCGGUGCAGUGUGAUGAACCCCACUGCCUUUUAAAGGGGGCGUGGGGAGGCCCCUCUUGGCAGUGGCUGCAGGCUGUGCUGUGCCCUAAUCCCACAGCAUGCCAACACCGGGUGCUAUUUUCUCCUCCCCCCCCCCCCAUCCCUACCAUUUUCCCACCAAAGGAGCGCUCGAUUUAAAACAAACAAACAAAAAUGUAUUUUGGUGCAUGCAGCCCAUUCCUCACCAAAUAAGGCAGACGACAGGUUUGUUUUUGGGCUCUGGCUUACAUGUGUCCCUUUAAGCAGCCCCAGACUCUGUGCAUUGCCGUCCCCAGAUCCCUCUGGCUGUCCCCAAGCCCUCCAUUCUGCCGUUCUGUAAUGCAGAGGUACGAGCUCCGACUCUACAACUUCAUCCUAUCGCUGCUGCAGAGCCAGAGCCCUGUGGGGGGAUCCCACAGGAACUCCACUAUGGGUUUGGGGACGCUGCUUCCUUAGGGCUCUCUGCUCAUUCGCUCCAAAUCCCAUUCGUCUUGCAGCCAGCGCUGCUCGGGGGAAGGUGCUGAGCGCUGGGUCCUGCGGCUGCUCUGCGGCUCGCAGCUCCCUGCCUGCUUCCCUGGGGGCUGGGGGGCCUCUCAGCCCCGCUCGGCGCCAGCAGGCAGCAUCCAGGCUCUUAUUUUUCCGUGGUUUUUUUUCUUUUUUCUCCCUCCCCCCUCCUCUAAAAAAAUUCAGCUUGUUUUCUCUCCAGCCCCGCUUUCCACCGGCAGCGCAGGGGAUGCUGUGGAUGCGGAGCUCCCCGGUUGCCCCGCGGCAUCAACGCCCAAGCGAGGAAGCUGCAGCGGCACCGGGCGCGGGGGGCCAUGCGGGUGCUGGCGGGCGCUAAGCGGCUCGGCACCCCCCCGGCCCUGCGGCGCAGCCUCAGCGAGAGCAGCCUGGGCCGCCCCCGGGACGAGGAGCUCCGGCGGCGCUGCCCCGCGCUGCGCGGCCCCGAGGAGCGGAGCGGGAGCAGCAUGCGGUAUUCCCUCUACCACUCCCCGCACCUCCUGCUCCUGCAGGGCUACAGCCAGCAGCAUGACAGCCUGGUGUACCUGCUGAACCGCGAGCAGCACACGGUGGGACAGAGGACGCAGGCGAGCAAACCCAGCAUCAGCCUUUCGGCGCCGGACGUCUUACCCCUGCACUGCACCAUCAGGAGGCUGCGAGCAUCGUGGCAACGCUCGGAGGAGAAGUUGGUGCUGGAGCCCAUCGCCGGUGCCAGCGUCUCUGUUAACUUCUCCGCGGUGACCCGGACCGUUGUGCUGCGGCACGGGGACCUGCUGUCCCUCGGGCUCUAUUACCUGCUGCUCUACAAGGACCCCACGAAGGCACAACCGCUGCCGGCACAGACCCUGCUGAGGCUGCGGGCCCUGCACCCCGAUGGCCCCUCUGUAUGUGGGACGUGCGGCAGCCUGCUGAAAGAGCGGGGGGGGCUCGAUGCCAACCGACAGAGCCCUGAGCCCGGCGACGGUCCCAGGGCUCCCCGCAGGAGGCUGCAGCUGGAGUUUGAGCCAGAGGUCGAGGAUGUGCUGCUGCGGCGCAUCAUGACGCUGAUCGAGCCGGGGGGGGAUGACCACAAGCUGACGCCUGCCUUUCUGCUGUGCCUCUGCAUCCAGCACUCGGCCACCAGCUUCCAGCCUGGGGACUUCGGGCAGCUGCUGCUCAAAGCGGCCAAAAUGAUCCAGAGGACAGUGUGGGAGCGCACACGGGAGCUGGCUGAGAAGCAAUCCCAGCACCAGGACCCUGCUGCCCUGUCGUGUUUCACCAUUGCGGACCUGCUGCCAGACCUGCAGCACAUCCUCUUCUGGAUGUCCAACGCCAUUGAGGUGCUCUACUUCGUCCAGCAGAAGUCCCCCACCUACAUCCAGAGCAUGGAGGAGGAGAUGGAUGUCAAAGGCUCCAAGGAGUCUCUGUUCUCCUCGACCAUCACAGCCAGCGAGGAGGCGAUGACGGUGCUGGAAGAGGUGAUCAUGUACACCUUCCAGCAGUGUGUCUAUUACAUCUCCAAGUGUCUGUACAUCUCGCUGCCGGCCCUGCUGGAGUGCAACCCCUUCCAGAAUGAGUGCCAUGAGGGCUGGCGGGCGGCCCCACCGCUGCCCGAGGAGCUGCGUCGCGUGGUGCUCAUCUACCAGGCAGCCCUGGACCUGCUCCGGCAGUACGAGGUGCACCCUGAGAUCACCUCCCAGAUGUUUGCCUACCUCUUCUUCUUCUCCAACACGCUGCUCUUCAACCAGCUCCUGGAUAAGGGCUCCUCUCUUGGCUGCUUCCAUUGGUCGCAGGGCGUGAAGCUGCGAGCCAGCAUGCGGCUGCUGCUGGAGUGGCUGCGUGGAGCCGGCUUUGAGCAGCUCUCCCAGCAGUUCUUUGCUAAACUCACCAGCGUGGCCAACCUGGUGGCCAUGCCCGGCUCCCAGCUGCUGCAGAUGACGUGGCCAACCCUGAGAGCUGAGUUCCCAGCGCUGAGCCCUGCGCAGCUGCAUCGGGUGCUGAGCCAGUGCCAGGCGGCCAUGGAGGUGGGCAACGUGGCAGCAUGGCAGCCCUGGGAUGAGGAGAGCACGGCCGCCUUCCAGCCUGACGCGGUGCUGGAGUCUUUCGACAACCACCCUCCCAUCGUCCUGCCCAGCGCGGGCUUCAAGGUGGACCUGGAGGUGGAGACGUUGGAUGACAACAUCUACCGGCACCUCCUCUACGUCCGCCACUUCCUCUGGAGCCUGCAGAGCAAGAGCCCCCAGGGCAGCGAGGGGCCGUGCUCAGCCCCUCCAAAGAGCGAGCCACCGAUCGUGCCAGAAGUGCUGGAAGUGACUCCAAGCCUGGUUAUGACCCCAGGGAGCACUGUUCCCCCAUCGGGCCGCUGCACCCCGGGGGGCUGCACCAACCUGGAGGCGGAUGAGCCCCCCCCACUCACCUCCACCACCAAUGGGUGCCCCUGCCAGCACACCGCCGGCGAGCAGCAGCUCCAGGAGAAGCUCCAGCAGCUGCAGCUGGGCAGAGGCCCGGCCCCCCCGGCCCCCUCCUGCCUGCUUACACCCCCCACCACACCCCUGAACUUCGACUCUGCCUGCCCCGAGUCCCCGCAGGGCACAACCAAGGGGCUGCAGGACCCGCGGAGGAACGGGAUGAGCAGCGCCAAAAGUGGCAGCCCUGAAGGCUGCUCGCCGACCCCCUACGACUUCCCCACGCCAGAGUCCUCCAGCCGCAGCUCGGCCACCGACGACUUCUGCUACGUCUUCGUGGUGGAGCUGGAGAGGGGAGCGCUGGGGCUGGGGAUGGGGCUGAUCGACGGCUUGCAGCACACACCGCUGGGCUCCCCGGGCAUUUACAUCCGCACGCUGAUUGAGGGCAGCCCCGCGGCGGCUGAUGGCAGGCUGGCCGUCGGGGACCGCAUCCUGGCCGUCAAUGGCACCAGUCUCAUCGGGGCCGAUUACCAAAGUGCUGUGGACCUCAUCCGCUCUGGAGGGAAGAAGCUGAGGUUUCUGGUUGCCAAAUCAGACAUGGAAAUAGCCAAAAAAAUCAUCUCCAGCUCUGCAUCCUCUUAACUCUCAUAUGAGGUAUGAGGGUCUGUCAGCAGGUGCAGCUCUGGUUAGGGUCGAGCUGAUGGAGCCCAGGGUGCACAAGGGAGGGCCAGGACUGCACAGCUGCCCUCAGUUUGCUUCCCAGCACCUUGCCCUGCGCUGCAGUAGAUGGAAGGACACACCGGGGUGCUGCACGCUUCUCCCCAGCAGCAUAGAGCUCCUUGUCCCUCCCCAGCUGAUGGCCCCGCAUGGCCCUGCUUGCCCAGUCAUGGGUGUUCAGGAUGCCGUUCCAGUUCUCCUGUUACACUUUCACAUUUGCAGGUCAGGUUCAAGACAGCACUGGGAUAUCAAGGUUGCAGAGCCAGGCCCUGACAGCAGUGGGGUGGGCUGGAAAAGAAGCAGGUGCGGGAGCCCAGCCCUGUGAUGGUAAACACAGCACAAGCACCCAGAGCAGGAUCCCAAGCAGGACGCCUUGCCGGGAGCUCCGGUGCCAUACCUGACAUCAGGUGCCUUUCUGCUGCUGGGCUCCGAUCUCACUGCCCCCAGCCCUGCUGCAGGAGGGAAUGCAGCUUCAGCCAAGGGCUGACACCACCAGCAGUUCCCUGAGACAGAGCCCUGGAGAAUAGGGCUCUCAUCCUUGCACUGGCGCUACAGCCCUGGCAGAUCCCCAGCCCGGCCCUCAGAGCUGGCCCAGCAGAGUGGGGCGUUAUGGAGCAGCCAGGUUCACUUUCCCCAUGCAGGAGGUGUUGGCACCGCAUCCUGUCCACUCCCUCCUUUCAGGGCCAUUGCAAGGCUGCCCUGUAUCCCACCCAGCUCAGAACAUCUCAGAAGUGCUGCUGCUGAUGGGCUACCAGGUGAUGGGAUGCAGAACAGGCUGGAAGAAAGUCAGCCUUUCAGAGUCCCAGCAGCAGUUCUUUGACCCGCAGCCUGCAGCACGGUGUGGCAGGGCUGCACUGGCAGCUCCACCAGGCGACUGCUUGGUCCCUGCAUGCACAGCUUCUAAGUCUUCUGCGUGCUUUUAGCAACAUUAAAGGGAUAAACCCGACCCGAUUUCCACAUAUAGAGAUAUUGAGAUCUUGUUUAGCUGAACCCUAUUAAAACAGUCUGCCAUGAAGCCCUGCAUCAAGCCCUGAACUUACAGCAGCAUGGUCUAAGCUCCGGCAGCAAAUCAGAUAUUACCAUUGCAUCUCACAACAACAGCUCUCCGAGGAUUGUGAUGCUAAAAAGGGGAUGCUUAACAGGGUUGGCCUUAAUUAAACCUCAGAUAUUUCACUGCUACAGUUUGCUUUCUGGGCUCAGUCUUGCAGUUGGCAGGAGAUGUCAGAAUAAUCUGUGCAGGAGAAACACUUCACACACCAGAUUUGAGUGCAGCCUGGCCUGACUUCUCUAAGGCAAGACGGACAAAGAACCUUUACUGAGACAGUUAGUGCCUUGCUUUUCUGCUGGGCCAUGCUCAUACCAACCAGCCUCCAGCAGGGACUGGAAGCAGUGUGUCACUCAGCCACUGACUCAGCUCUACUGGGCGAGCAGAGGCUCAGGGCUCCUGGUGACGCUGGUGAUUCACUGGACUUUGACUCAGGAGGUGAGCUGGUUCCUGAGCUCUGCAGAGCAGGAAAGGGGCUGCUCAGAGCCCCUGGUAAAAUUGCAUGCACUCCUUCCUUCUCUCUCUGCCCAGGAACCAGGGCUUCGUGGUGGCCUGGUGUACACUAGCCUGAAUUGGAGCUGCACUCUGGCCAAUUCAGUCAUACCAGAGCAAAAUCCUUUGCUCUCUCUGGGGCCUGACUCCCUAAGCACACCUGGAGGCACUGUACGGCCCCAGAGCUUUAUGUUACAGUGCAGUGAGGUAUUGAAACAAAUUGUGAACAAACCCUAGUAUUUACUAGUGUGCAUGAGGGCUUGCUUUUCCUGGGAGGAGUGGGAUGUAUUUACUUUUCUGUUUGUUAAUACUGUACAGCUCAGAUAUGUAUAAUAAACUUCUUGUGCAGAUAAAGAGCACAGCAUGGCACCUGCUUGACAGGGGGCAGAUGAAAAAUGCUCUUGGUGUCAACAAUAAACUGGAGUGAUAAAUCUC
Messenger RNA from Tympanuchus pallidicinctus (lesser prairie-chicken), 7798 nucleotides. RefSeq names its product Rap associating with DIL domain (gene RADIL). The record is from RefSeq and is a predicted model, not a curated record. Gene Ontology annotation, cellular component: microtubule. NCBI's taxonomy places the organism in Eukaryota, Metazoa, Chordata, Aves, Galliformes, Phasianidae. The transcript is spliced from 14 exons. Gene Ontology annotation, biological process: signal transduction; neural crest cell migration; substrate adhesion-dependent cell spreading. Gene Ontology annotation, molecular function: GTPase binding. Bases 3043 to 5751 code for a protein of 902 amino acids.